Messenger RNA from Darwinula stevensoni, 3813 nucleotides. The record is from the annotation of a GenBank genome assembly. Lineage: Eukaryota; Metazoa; Arthropoda; Ostracoda; Podocopida; Darwinulidae.
AUGGUCCAGUUUGAGACAUUCUCAGAGCGCAUUGGGAAGAUCAGAGUGGAUGUGGUGCAUCGAUACAGGGACAGUCGAUCGAUCAUCCCUGAGGAUGAGGAGACAUUCUUUUAUGAAGGUGUUCUGAAAUGGAAGGACCUCAACUGCACCAAGGAUUUUGAUAAUUUCCUGGCUGACCUGGGGCCUGAGAUCCAGACCCUGGCUCAGGUUGUUCACAGGCAAAAAGCCAUCAUUGAGACUCUUCAGGAACACCUACAAAAGGAAAAGAGUCUAGCUCUUCAGCCAUUGCUUGAGCUGACCGUGGCCAUAGCUCGAGACCUCCAGUCAGAUUUCCAACCAUAUUUCCCAAAAUUCUUUGAGAUUCUUACAUCCCUUUUGGAGACAAAGGACCCAGAACGCAUUGAAUGGACCUUCAUGGCUGUGGCCCAUCUCUACAAAUAUCUAUGGCGUCAGAUCCUCAAGGAUCUUGAGGGGAUGUUUGACCUUUAUUCCUGCCUGCUGGAGGAGAGUCGACCUGAACACAUUCAAAAGUUUGCUGCCCAGAGUUUUGCUUUUCUCUUUCGCAAGAUCCCAGACAAAAAGGCUUUCCUACUUAGAGCUUUUCAAAAAUUGGUGGAACAUCCCCAGAGGAAGAGAGGCUUGGGGCAUGUCCUCUCUGAAGCCAUGAAGGGAGUGAGACACACAUUGCACACAUGUUCAGAAUCUCUGCUUUCACUCAUUCUUUCCCUCCUGAAUGAGCCCAGCUUAGAGUCUCAUGUGGUCUUUGAGACAAUUGAAGUUGCCUUCCAGAAUUUGGUCCUCCAUGUUGAUCAGGAGUCUUCUAUCCUCAUCUGGAAACUUCUUCUGGACCAAGUGGAAAAACUCUCUGGAGAGGAAGGGAAAAGUGAAGAGAUAUCAAAGCUGCUAAAAGUGCUCAAGGACUUAGUGAGUUUUCGGGAGGGAAGUCUCCUCUCAGAUGUCCAAUGCAUCCUGCUGUGUUGCAGUGGAGUUCUCUUCAGCAAAUCUCAAUCAGAGGAGGUCCAUGAGGUGACUCUGGACAUUCUAUCCACUGUGCUGAAGUUCAGUCGCCUGGCUAGUGCUGGUGACAUUGUCACAAAUGUUGUACUCUCUGUGAGCAUCCAAAAUAUAUGCAUGGGAAGUGUGGUGUUGGUGCUGGAAAGCCAGAUGCAGAAUGCUACCAAGUUAGAUUUCCUGUCUUCAUUGAAGAUGCAUUCCCUUUUCCUGACUCAUAUCCUUCCCCUGGCAUUGGAUCACAUCCACAAGAACUUGGCAGGGGAGAAGUCAGUCCUCCACUUCCUGGCAGAUUUGGACCCAGUAUAUGUCAUGACUUCAGACCAACUCCAACAUUUUCAGCCCGCAUAUCCUCUGGAUUUCAGUAUCCCCAUCUUGAGGUCAAGGGUAUUGAAAGCCAAGAGAAAGGCGUCUGUGAUUGAUACAGUGGCAGAGAUUAUCACAGAGGCAGCUGUUUCAUAUCCAGCCACAUGUGAAGAGGUUGAAAUCCUGCCUACUGCUAUUAGCUUGUUUUCACGCCUACGACCCUCCAUUGACACAACCCUCUUGGUAAAUCUUGUGGAGAAACUGUUGGAGAUAGUGAAGGGGGAAGGGAAUAAGAUGGUGGAAAGCAGGAGACGAACACGAUCAACUCAUCGAGAAGCAGCAAAGCCAGGAGAUGCCAACAUUGAUCAUGUCUGGCUUCCUUUGUGGCUCUCAUUUGGAGCCCUACAUUGCUUAGAGCCUUCACAGCUGGCCAAAAUCCUAGAUGUGGAAUCACUGAGGGACAUUACUACCAGGCACUCAGGGGAUGUUCUCCCUCUUCGAGUGGUGGACAUAGGCCUGGCUGCCCUCAAGAUGUUUGGCACUCUUCAGAGGGAUCAACUGGAAGUCUUCUACAACUCUCUCAGGGGGAAUCUCCAGUCUCCUUAUGGAGAAUUGAGGCACCUAACACUGCUGAUCCUGAGUUCUUUCCCUGUUCAACUUCCUAAGCCCCCUGAAGGGAUGAGGGAUGCACCUUCCAGUAUUUUCCAGAUCUGCUUAAAGAUUGAACGCAUCCCACUUAGGAUUCAGGAAUACAGAGACAAGCUGAAGUGGCUUCAGCAACUGGAUUUCAAUCUUGUCCAGACUUCUCUUCCUCCUGGACUCAAGUUUGAUCUUGUGCCAGUGGAAUAUCUGCUGGGGAUGUUGUAUGAAGACCUGCAGCCUCUGUGGGAGCCAGUGCAGGGACUCCUGGCUUCUCAUGCCAUUUCCCUCCCACCAUCUGAGUUCUGGUCUCUCUUCUCUCCCACUUUACAAAAAGCGUACCAGGAUCUCUCAUCUCCAGUCAGUCCAUCCAUUCCACCAUCUACUAUAUACCAAUCUGGAUUCCCUAGAGAAUUGUAUAUUGAAGCAGGCCGAAAGCAUCAGGGGAAGGAGCCUGAUGUUUCUAACUUUCACUUGCUACUCUGGAAGUGCCUGAAACUCUUUCCACACAUAGUUGAAAUGUACAAUCGAGACAUCAUCCCAUUGUUCCUCUCCUUCAUCAAGAUGCAUUAUUACAAGCGGGACAAGGGUGCAAGUUGGAGUCAGGAUUACCGUCGGAAGCCAGAGGAGAUGGAUCAAAAUAAAGAUGAAAAAGAUCCAGUGGAAGAGAAAAAGCCACAGAGACCUCCUAAGCCAGCCAUCCUAGUGAUGGAAGCAGCUCUGGAGGUGUUCUCCCGGUUCAGUGACCCACGCUCCAUUAGCCAGGAGUCAGAUGUUCACUGUGUAUUCCUCCAGUUUCUCAUGCAUGGGAAGCCUGGAAUACAGAAACUGGCUUUAGACUGCUUGAUGGCAUAUCGCAACAAGGAUCUCCUCCCAUACAGGGAGGCCCUAUAUGGAUUGGUUGAGGAGAAGACAUUCCGCACCCAGCUGACUGCCUUCAAUGUGGACAGGGAUGCAGAGAUAGUCCGUGAUGAGCACCGCCAGUCACUUUUCCCUAUUCUUCUUCGACUCCUGUACGGGAAGAUGAUUCAGGGAGGAGGCAAAGGAAAAGGGAAAGGAGGGGUGAAAGCACGACGAGCUCUCAUAUUGCGCUUCCUUGCUGCCUGUCAAGAAGCUGAGUUCUCUCUCUUUCUUGAUCUUGCCUUGGGACACUUCUCAUCACGCAUCUCAGUUCAUGGAAGUGUCAGAACAAUGAUAAAAUGCAUCAUGGAGACAACAGAGCCAUCGUCAAGUGUGCCCCUGUCACGUCUUCGCAGCACCCUCAAUCUCCUUGGCCUCAUCAUUGCCAAGGUGGGAAAUCUUCUUGAAGGGAAUGUGAAACAUGUCCUGCGCAUCCUCAUCUUCACUGCAGCCACCAUCUCUGCAUUACUCAAACAACACAUGGAGCUGGAUCCUCAUGUCCUUGCUCCUCUAAGGGACCUUCGUUCUCUUGCCCUCAACUGUAUCACUCAAUUCUUUGACACUUUUCACCUCUAUCCCUGGAAUUUUGAGGAUGUUGAUGCUCUGUUUGAAGUUGCCAUCUGGCCAAGGCUUCCCAAGCUUGUGGUAGAAGGAAUCCAUGGUCCAACAGCUCUGUUACGACUGUUUUCCACAUGGACCCAGAACCCAAGGUACUUUCCCCUGCUGAUGAAACAUCACCCAUCUGACCCUGCUCUUAGCCCCCUCCCACAUGUCUAUGGCUUGUUGACACAAGAGAAGGCUGUAUCAUCUGUAAAGGAUUUCAUUCUUGAUAUGACUCACAAUCUGCUCACACUGGCAGAUUAUGAUCCAGCAGCAGAUGAGGAAGACGUGAAGCCUGCUCCAGAGAUUGUGCUGCAAGGAUGCAUCCAUAUGCCUUCACCUAAUCGCAUCAUGCAA